ACACCCCCAGCUCUGACCGGGCGGCCGAUGCAGGAUAUGCAUGCACGGUGCUUUUUGCAGAUAUACCAAAUCAUGGGCGUCCUCACGGCCCAUCUCCAGAUCGGUGUAUAAAUUUUACUUAAUUCCAGGUGCAUAUGGGGAGGGUGGCCCAAGCAGGUUACCGACGGAGGACCCAUUCCGUGGCUUUCUUUCCAGAGCCAAGUAGCCCCUUUCGCAAUCCCUGAUUUAAAUCCGGACCAUGCUUGUGUACCUAUCCGCUCAGCUCUUUGUCUCCAUUCGUGAGCUGCGACGACCAAGGUCGCACUGCAUCCUGCAACUAGGAUGGCUGUUGUCGAAAGCUGCUUCGUGUCCAGUACCAGCCGUGGUGCGCCGGUCUGUGCACUCGGAGUUUCCGGGAUGCUCCAGUGCGCCCAGCUGCUGGAUCUCUGCCCCCGUUCGGAGUAGUACCAGACGGGAGAUCUUUGCCAGCAGCCCAGGGCGUACGGAGUUCUAGUGCGGAA
Messenger RNA from Aspergillus ibericus CBS 121593, 500 nucleotides. RefSeq lists its product as uncharacterized. The record is from RefSeq and is a predicted model, not a curated record. The transcript has a single exon. NCBI's taxonomy places the organism in Eukaryota, Fungi, Ascomycota, Eurotiomycetes, Eurotiales, Aspergillaceae. Bases 239 to 493 code for a protein of 84 amino acids.